Molecule: messenger RNA, 1563 nt
Organism: Durusdinium trenchii
Lineage: Eukaryota; Dinophyceae; Suessiales; Symbiodiniaceae
Source: the annotation of a GenBank genome assembly
AUGUUCAAGGUGUCUGAGGAUACACUCCCGAACUGUGUGGCCGAGUUUGCGCGGUUUACCAAUCGGUUUACUUUGGUGACCUUCGACGCAACCGUGUGGCCCAGCAAUGCCUUGUUCAUGUCCAAGUGCCUUGAAGUGUUUUCCCAGUCUGUUUCUAUGACAACCUUGUCGAUGGGGCUGGUCCUCCUUCCAGUUCUUCACGCUCAAACAACUCCCGCAGCCCUUGUGAAACACACAAGAGCUAUGACGGAUUUCUUCAUGAAGUCGGGCCUGGACGUGACCCAGCAGAUCACCGUCAGCUAUGACAAACAAUCCAGCAUGGCCAACGAUAAGAGAAAGGCUUAUCAAACGGCGAUGCUUGUCACUACGGCAUCAAAUCAAGAUGACAACCCAUGGACCGCUUGCAAAGUCUUCAAAUCGGGAACAUUGGGGCCGAUUCCCCUCAUCAAAAUCGCUGACAUGGCCGGGUACGACAGUGACAAUCGCCCGGGUGCUGCUGCGCGAGUGGAGCAGAAAGGCGUUCCCGCCUUCAAGCAGGUGUUGAAGGAGAUGUUCAUGGGGAUGGAUUUCCGCCAGGAGGAUCUGGUCCUUGUGUUCGAUGUGCUUCCGAACAAGCAUGCAGAGCUAUGCCGUGCUAUCACCCAGAAAGUACUGCACGAAUCUUCAGCGGCGCCUCGAUUGGUGUACUUCGGGGUUCUCAGGGACCACAAGGAAACCGUCGCAGAUGUUGAGAACAUGGUCUAUUCUCAUUGGGAUGGGCUGGCUGAUAGCCCUCCGAAGCAAAGGCCGCAGGAAGCGAAGCCCGAUCCGAUUUUGAACCUUUUGACGUGGAGUGGCCAGAGUUGUGGUUUUCCUUCUUCUUUGCUGAACAAGUUUGCCACAGGGACCACGCAUCAUGCUGCUAUGCUCGCUUUGAAGGAGAAAGUCCAGGCAACUUUCCCACAGAACUUUGCUGGCGAGGGCUCAGCAGCAGGUGGCACCACGUCUACCACGGUGCGCGCAGCUGGGCGGCCGGAUUUCUCCAUCGAAGGGGGGAAAAAGCCGGUGGACAUUUGCAGACAGGUGCGGCUGGAUGCUUUGCCUGCUGAUUCAUUCAACUUUCCCAAGCUGGCUUCCUGUGACGGCGUGAAGGGCAAGCCUGCAGUGUUUAUCACGAAGUCGCAUGAAGUAUAUCUAGGGAAUUCAACUGCAGAGGAACUCAUCGUCGAAGGGGAGGUCUUUGGUUUCAACCGUGGUGUUUUCGAGGACAAGCUGAUCACAGGCGACCCAAACGCAGAGCUGACCUUGAUGCCGUGGCGCUUGAGUUCAGACUUGCAGCUUGUGAUGCACAACAAGAACCUCAUGAGCCUAGCUGACUUUGUGCAUUUCAUUUGCACCACGCACGGAGUCGCUGCGUUCGAUUUGCUGGACCACACCAUUACCCAGAAACAACACCCUCCAGCCGCGGAUGGAGGUGAUCCUGUCCCAGUCCCUUACCGAUACACACUUUCACCAGCGCCGAGCGGCAAGUGCAAUUCGUUUCGCCCAGCAGAGCUCAAAGAUUCUGAUACUGUGAGGCCAUGA